AUGACGCUCCACCUGAUUCGGACACCCCCAGAGGCCCAGGACGGUCUUCGGUUCUACGAUCCUACACAGUCAGUACGAAUUCUCCCGGAAAUGCCAGCCCGGCCUCCAUCUUCUCUCCCUGAACCUGGAGAUGCCGUCCUCGACAUCACUGUUGCAGGUCAGCUCGGCCAGGGACGUGUCGGGACCGUUCACAUCGCUGACGUCUGGUCCUGCUCGGUACCUGUCGAUAUACCGCCAUUAGUCGUUAAAGUCGCGAACCGCGACUUCUGUGACAACCUCUCCAAGGAGGCAUGGAUGUACGAGGAGAUGGAGAGCCUACAAGGCGUCGCAAUACCCCGCUGCUAUGGUUAUUCUGUUUCUGAGAUCCCUCCGCACAUGAAGGUCCUCGGGUGGGACCGCGUCGCCACGACAAAGCUUCCGAUAUCGAUUCUGCUCCUGGAGCGCGUCGGGGGGCAUUUGCCUCUGGGGAAGCCUAUCCCACAAACCGUGCAGGAUGAUUUAUGGAGAAUCACCAAAGAUUUUGGGGAGUUACAUAUCUUUGACAAAGACCUCCGGUACGACAAUGUCCUGUUCGCCCCGGACUCACCUCCCGGUCUCCCGUCGCUGGUGUCACCCUUCAGUCACCGGUCCUACGUAUUGCGAGUCGUUGACUUUGACCUUGGGUACAAAGUUAAUCUACCCCCGCAGUCGCUGGACUUCCAUCACAAGCAUCUCGUCCGGCUCAUCCUUGACAAUGUGCCCCGCGGUAAUGUUGUAAACCCCUUUGAUGAUUGA
Gloeophyllum trabeum ATCC 11539 is the source of this 774-nucleotide messenger RNA. RefSeq lists its product as uncharacterized. The record is from RefSeq and is a predicted model, not a curated record. Lineage: Eukaryota; Fungi; Basidiomycota; Agaricomycetes; Gloeophyllales; Gloeophyllaceae. The coding region runs from base 1 to 774 and encodes 257 amino acids. The transcript has a single exon.